Messenger RNA from Guillardia theta CCMP2712, 399 nucleotides. RefSeq lists its product as hypothetical. The coding region runs from base 1 to 399 and encodes 132 amino acids. The transcript has 4 exons. NCBI's taxonomy places the organism in Eukaryota, Cryptophyceae, Pyrenomonadales, Geminigeraceae. The record is from RefSeq and is a predicted model, not a curated record.
AUGAGGAAGCAGGGAGACAAGCUUGAGAGCUCGUUGGACCCCUCCUCCUUGCUCCCCCGCGUGUCGAACUCGAAGCUGCCGACGCUGGAGAGCAGCAAGCAACUUGAUAGCUACGCGAGUGAGAACAGCAGCUUGAAGCAGAAGGUCGAAGACCUCGAGAAGCAGAUGGCGAGCAUGCGUCAGAGUAGCGAUGAUUCCAAGGCGGUGGAUGUACGAGCAAAGGAGGAGGAGAUUGCUGGUCUCAAGGCUACGCUGGAACAGCGACUGGAUCAGGCGCCACAAUUUCGAGCUUUGAAGCAGAUGCUACAGACGAAGAACGAGGAGAUCAAGCAGCUGCGAGCUAUCUUGACUGCUAAUGGCUGGCAGGAUCCUAACGUGGGGGAGGAAGAGGCUGCAUAG